Sorex araneus (European shrew) is the source of this 2287-nucleotide messenger RNA. Its product is annotated as ubiquinol-cytochrome-c reductase complex assembly factor 1. Gene Ontology annotation, biological process: mitochondrial respiratory chain complex III assembly. The transcript has 10 exons. The coding region runs from base 131 to 1030 and encodes 299 amino acids. The record is from RefSeq and is a predicted model, not a curated record. Gene Ontology annotation, cellular component: mitochondrion. NCBI's taxonomy places the organism in Eukaryota, Metazoa, Chordata, Mammalia, Eulipotyphla, Soricidae.
CGCUGUGGCCUCAGUGCGCCUGCGUUGCCGUUGCCGGGCACCCGCCGGGCGAAGAGACACGCCGGGGAAAGGUCGGGGCCGCGGAGAAUCCGGAAAUCCACCUUUCACCCGGAAAUGGUUCUUGGGAAACAUGGCGUUGCUGGUGCGAGUCCUUAGGAAUGGAACAAGCAUCUCCCAGUGGUUUCCAGUAUGCAGCCGAUUGGUCCCCGCGUCUCCCACACAAGGGCAGUGGGGCCGGGCUCUGUCUGCCACUCCUCAGUGGCCCCAGAUGAGCCUGUCCUUAGCAUGUGUUGGACCAGAACAGAUUCCUGGACUAGACAUGAAGACUAGUAGGAAGUAUCAUACCACGAAGAAGCUUUCUUCCACCAAGGAUUCGAGACAACCUGCUGAGGAGAAGGUUGGCACCCUCACGAGGAUAAUAGAAGCCAUGGGAUUCACAGGACCUUUGAAGUACAGCAAAUGGAAGAUUAAAAUCGCCGCCUUGCGCAUGUAUACUAGCUGUGUGGAGAAAACCGACUUCGAGGAAUUCUUUUUAAGGUGUCAGAUGCCUGAUACAUUUAAUUCAUGGUUUCUUAUAACUCUACUUCAUGUCUGGAUGUGUCUAGUCCGAAUGAAGCAGGAAGGCCGGAGUGGGAAGUACAUGUGUCGGAUCAUAGUUCAUUUUAUGUGGGAGGAUGUUGAGCAGCGUGGCAGAGUCAUGGGGGUUAAUUCCUAUGUCCUGAAGAAGAACAUGAUCCUUAUGACAAAUAAUUUCUAUGCAGCAAUCUUGGGAUAUGAUGAGGGGCUCCUCUCGGAUGAUCACGGGCUGGCCGCUGCGCUCUGGAGAACCUUCUUCAACCAGAAAUGUGAAGACCCCCGCCAGCUGGAGUUGUUGGUGGAGUAUGUGAGGAAGCAGAUACAGUACCUGGACUCCAUGGACGGGGAGGACCUGCUGCUGACUGGGGAAGUGAGAUGGCGCCCUCUAGUGGAGAAGAAUCCCCAGAGCAUCCUGAAGCCCAGUUGCCCAACUUACAACGACGAGGGUCUCUGAUGGGCCGGUCCCUCCCAGUGGCCGGCCAGCUAGCUCUGAAGGAACACCGGGGAAGCAGUGACUGUUUGGCUCAGGACCCUGCAGAAAGUGGUCUGAACUGACCUGUGAACAGCUUCUGGCAAAUCCCUGGCCCCAUUUGUGUUGAUUUUUUUCCUCUCAGUAUGUCCAAGAGUCUGAUCUUACGGGGCUUAGAGCUGGGAGCCUCCUAGCUCAUCUGGGGCCUCCUCCCUCAAGAAUCCCCGAGCAGGAGCUCCCUGACACAGACGUGCCCUUCCCCAGCCACGCAGUCGACAGCUUUCCCCACGAGCCAAAGAAGGGGUGGGGGCGGAAGGGGCAGCCCCCCUCCCAGCCCCCCCUGCAGCUCGGGAGCAGUUUGUGGUGCUCCCGAGCAAGACAGGUGACCAGGCUCCAUCUCCCGACCCUGAGCUAUGGGGCUGACAUGGCCAUUAAAAGAAACAGAGACUGAACUCUGCAUGGCUCCUUUUCAUUCCAGGGGCUUCUAGAAGCUUCGAGGAGGUAGCCGUUGCCAUCCGCUGAGGCGCAGAGCCAGGGAGUGGGAGUGGGUCAGGGGGUCUCUGCUGCUCCUCAUGGCCUGUCUGCGGAGACAGCACUGAUCUGGCCCAGACCCUGUCGUCCGAGACCAGAAGGUGGGGACGGGCCUCGGGAACAAAGGCCCCUUUGUCAUCUCGCCCACUGAGCUAGGGUGGGAACACGCUGUCUUCUGUUCCUCGGCUCCCCCUUAGGCGAGAUUUUGGGGGGGAAGAGAACGUUGUCCCGCACGCCCCAGGCCCACUGGCUUUCUGAGCCUGCCCAGCUUCUGCUGAGCACUGGCGCGUCGCCCCUCCUCCCGUGAGCACCAGCACGGGCCAUCUCUGGGGCGGGGGUGGGGGCGACGUUAAAUUGAAGAAAAGAGGUGGGGAACCACACUGCCCCCCCCAAGAAAACUUCCUUCAUUUAACUUGCUAUAAAAUGACUCAUAUAAAGAAACCCUAUAUGGGUGAGGUAUAUCCCACUUCUGUGAAAACAUUACAAAUCAAACCGCCUUCUCUGCGUUUCUUUAAGAUGCUUUUGUUGCGAGCAGAGCCCCAGAGUGAAGCCUCCUCUGUGUGUGUGAGAUAAUAACACCUUGUAACUCAUUACAGCUGGGCACUAUUUACAUAAACCAGAGCUGAGCCAGGCAGGAAUUUGCUGAUUAAUUUAUUUUUAAUGGAGUGAAGUAUACCAUGCACCAAAAUAAACUUUACUGUGUGUACCUAA